This is a messenger RNA of Lotus japonicus, 3811 nucleotides long. Its product is annotated as ABC transporter B family member 10-like. The coding region runs from base 32 to 3811 and encodes 1259 amino acids. Gene Ontology annotation, cellular component: membrane. Lineage: Eukaryota; Viridiplantae; Streptophyta; Magnoliopsida; Fabales; Fabaceae. Gene Ontology annotation, molecular function: ATP binding; ABC-type transporter activity; ATP hydrolysis activity. The transcript is spliced from 10 exons. The record is from RefSeq and is a predicted model, not a curated record. Gene Ontology annotation, biological process: transmembrane transport.
CUCAACCAGAAAGUUUGAUUAUUGCAUAUUAAUGGCUCCUCAAAAAAUGGUGCAAAUGGUGAAUAAUACGGUAGAAGAAGAUGGUGGUGAUGAUGAGCCAAGGAAGAACGUGGUGAGAGCCUUGCCAUUCUUUACACUGUUGAGCUAUGCUGACUUAGUGGACUGGAUUCUGAUGGGUUUGGGAACUCUAGGUUCGAUUGUGCAUGGCAUGGCUCUUCCUGUUGGGUAUCUCUUGUUGGGAAAAGCUCUUAAUGCUUUUGGGAACAAUAUUGAUGACCAAGAUGCCAUGGUCGCUGCACUUAAGAAGGUUGUUCCAUUUGUGUGGUACAUGGCAAUCGCCACAUUUCCUGCUGGGGUACUUGAGAUUGGGUGUUGGAUGUAUGCAAGUGAAAGACAGUUAUCACGCCUAAGAUUAGCAUAUCUACAAGCAGUCCUUAGCCAAGAGAUAGGGGCUUUUGAUACAGAACUAACAAGUGGCAAAGUCAUCACUGGAAUAAGCAACCACAUGAGUGUCAUACAAGAUGCCAUUGGUGAGAAGUUUGGUCACUUCACCUCUAGUUGUGCAACUUUCUUUGCUGGAAUUGUGAUUGCUGCUGUAUGCUGUUGGGAAGUGGCGCUUUUGUGUUUAGUGGUUGUCCCUCUUAUCCUUAUGAUUGGAGCAAUUUACACCAAGAAAAUGAACACCAUAUCAACCACCAAAUUGUUUUACCACUCUGAAGCCACAUCUAUGAUAGAGCAGACAAUAUCACAUAUAAAAACAGUAUAUGCUUUUGUUGGAGAGGGAAGUGCAAUCAAAUCCUUCACAGAGAACAUGGACAAACAGUACAUGAUAAGCAAAGGCGAGGCACUUGUGAAGGGAGUGGGAACAGGGAUGUUUCAAACAGUGAGUUUCUGCUCUUGGGCUAUCAUUGUAUGGGUUGGAGCUGUUGUGGUCACAGCUGGGAGAGCAAAAGGAGGAGAUAUCAUAGCUGCAGUGAUGAGUAUUCUCUUUGGUGCAAUAUCUCUCACUUAUGCAGCACCAGACAUGCAAACAUUCAAUCAAGCAAAAGCUGCAGGGUAUGAGGUUUUCCAAAUGAUCCAGAGAAAGCCACUAAUAAACAAUGAAUCAAAAGGGAACAUGCCUGAGGAAAUUAAAGGAGACAUUGAGCUAAGAGAUGUUCACUUUUCCUACCCAUCAAGGCCAGAGAAACCUAUCCUUCAAGGACUUUCCUUGACAAUUACUGCAGGAAAGACAGUGGCGCUUGUUGGUAGCAGCGGGUGUGGAAAGAGCACUGUUAUUUCCUUGGUUACCAGAUUUUAUGACCCUCUGAGAGGGGAUAUUUUUAUUGAUCGUAACAAUAUCAAGGAUCUUGAUCUCAAGUUCCUGCGAAGAAAUAUAGGGACUGUUUCCCAAGAACCAUCACUCUUCACAGGCACCAUCAAAGAUAACUUGAAAGUAGGAAAAAUGGAUGCAGAUGACGAAGAGAUACAGAAAGCAGCAGUUAUGUCAAAUGCACACAAUUUCAUAUCACAGUUGCCUAAUCAGUACCUAACAGAGGUAGGACAAAGGGGUGUCCAAUUAUCAGGGGGUCAGAAACAGAGAAUUGCAAUAGCAAGAGCCAUUCUGAAAAAUCCUCCUAUCCUUCUUCUUGAUGAGGCUACUAGUGCCCUUGAUACGGAGUCAGAAAAGCUGGUCCAAGAAGCACUUGAGACAGCUAUGCAUGGAAGGACUGUCAUCUUGAUUGCACACAGGCUCUCCACGGUUGUAAAUGCAGAUGUGAUUGCUGUAGUGGAGAAUGGACAAGUUGUAGAAACAGGAACACACCACACUUUGUUAAAUACAAGCAGAUUUUAUAGCACCUUAUUCAGGAUGCAGAACCUUGAACCAGUUCCGGAAUCCGGGACUACAAUUUCCACAAACAAAAGUGCCCGCCAAGUAGAUAUUCCUGAUGAAACUAGACCACUACCAGACACACAGAGAGAGGUCCAAAGAAAUCUCUCAGAGCAGUCUGCAAUGAAGGAACAAAGCAAUACGAGCACAAGGGAAAGGAGCAUAUUUUUCAGAAUUUGGUUUGGUUUAAAAAAGAGGGAGCUGGUGAAGAUUUCACUUGGAUCGUUUGCAGCAGCUUUCUCUGGCAUCUCAAAGCCAUUUUUUGGAUUCUACAUCAUCACCAUUGGAGUUGCAUAUUUCCAUCCAGAUGCAAAACGGAAAGUUGGAUUUUAUUCAGCCAUCUUCUCUGGAAUAGGGUUGCUUUCCUUAUUUAGCCACACCUUCCAGCAUUAUUUCUUUGGAGUUAUUGGAGAAAAGGCUAUGGCAAAUGUCAGACGUGCAUUGUAUUCAGGUGUACUCCGUAACGAAGUAGGCUGGUUUGACAAACCUGAGAACACUGUUGGUUCUCUAACUUCACGCAUUAUCAGUGAUACUUCCAUGGUCAAAGUCAUAAUUGCUGAUCGCAUGUCCGUGAUUGUGCAAUGCAUUUCCUCCAUACUGAUAGCAACAAUUGUCAGCAUGAGAGUCAACUGGAGAAUGGGUUUGGUAGCUUGGGCUGUUAUGCCCUGCCACUUCAUAGGUGGUCUCAUUCAAGGCAAGUCAGCCAAAGGAUUCUCCGGUGACUACUCUGCAGCACAUUCUGACCUUGUUGCACUUACAUCGGAGUCUGCAACCAACAUAAGGACUAUUGCAUCAUUUUGUCAUGAAGAGCAAGUACUGAAGAAAGCCAAAACAUUUCUGGAAAUUCCAAAGAAAAAGUACAGGAAUGAGAGUAUCAAGUAUGGUAUCAUUCAAGGUUUCUCCCUUUGCUUGUGGAACAUUGCACAUGCUGUUGCUUUGUGGUACACAACAGUUCUGGUUGAUAGACGUCAAGCCACCUUCGAAAAUGGAAUAAGAUCAUACCAAAUUUUUUCUCUCACAGUUCCUUCUAUCACAGAAUUGUACACACUGAUCCCAACUGUUGUCUCUGCUAUCAAUAUACUAACUCCAGCAUUCAAGACCCUUGACCGUAAAACUGAAAUUGAACCAGAUACACCAGAUGAUUCCCAACCUGAUAGAAUCCAGGGAAGUGUUGAAUUUGAAAACGUACAAUUCAACUACCCAUCAAGACCUUCAAUCACUGUUCUUGACAAUUUCAGUUUACAAAUUGAAGCUGGAUCGAAGGUAGCUUUUGUAGGACCAAGCGGUGCAGGAAAAUCUUCUGUUUUGGCCCUUCUAUUAAGAUUUUACAAUCCAGGAAUGGGAAAGGUAUUAAUUGAUGGGAAAGACAUACAGGAAUAUAAUCUAAGGUGGUUAAGGACACAAAUAGGGCUGGUACAACAAGAGCCAUUGCUUUUCAACUGCUCAAUUAGAGAAAAUAUUUGCUAUGGAAAUAAUGCGGCUUCUGAAAGUGAAAUAGUGGAGGUUGCCAGAGAAGCAAACAUACAUGAAUUUGUAAGUAAUCUACCAAACGGAUAUAACACUGUUGUUGGAGAGAAAGGCUGCCAGCUUUCAGGAGGACAAAAACAAAGAAUAGCCAUUGCCAGAACCUUACUAAAGAGGCCUGCAAUAUUACUCUUUGAUGAAGCAACAAGUGCUCUUGAUGCUGAGUCUGAAAGAACUAUAGUGAAUGCUUUAAAAGCAAUGAAUCUGAAGGAAGGGAGUGGCUUGAGCUCAAGAAUCACCCAGAUCACAGUAGCUCAUAGAUUAUCCACGGUGAUAAACUCGGAUACCAUAGUCGUCAUGGAUAAGGGUAAAAUUGUAGAGACGGGAUCCCACUCAACCCUACUAGCAUCAGAUGCAGGACUCUAUUCAAAGUUAAUCAAGAUGCAGAGCUUUGUACAAAGCUCAUGGGUUGAAUAG